Opisthorchis viverrini is the source of this 903-nucleotide messenger RNA. RefSeq lists its product as hypothetical. The transcript has a single exon. Bases 1 to 903 code for a protein of 300 amino acids. The record is from RefSeq and is a predicted model, not a curated record. NCBI's taxonomy places the organism in Eukaryota, Metazoa, Platyhelminthes, Trematoda, Opisthorchiida, Opisthorchiidae.
AUGAACACGGAACAAAGACAUUCGGAGAAAAGGCGCGUAACUUCAAAUAAGGCUCUUUCCAUAUCUGAUAAACCGGUGUUCCAUAAUGAAAGCUUCUACGCGACGGUUCUGGCAAACGGGACAAAUGUUAAGGUUCACUGUACCACGGUCGUGAAGAGGCGUUUGAAAGUACCAACCAAUGAAGAAGCUGGAACGGGACUCAAUGAACCAUCUAACCCUAGUCACCAGGCGGUGUUGGGAAACGUUUCCGCUAAAUCAAUCCCAUGUUUACCUUUAAAUGUUGAGAACAGUCUACUGGAAAAUGUGAUGGAAUGCGAAUUAACGCAACCGAUGAUCAUCACGAAUAAGCUUACAAAUGCACCCAGGAACGAUGAACCCGAAAAUAAGUUGGAGAGCUUGUCUAGUUCUGCUUUCAAGCCUUCCAUUCCACUGUCCAAUGAGACAAGGUCGGUGAGUGCCGAUUCCAACCAAAGCAGCACAAGUUUUCAGAAAAUAGCAAAACACAAGUCAAGCCGAUUGAUUAUCGGUUCGACUGCUGUCCUCUCUCCGGAACAUGACAGAUCUCUGGGGGGUGUGGCUUCAGAAAAAUCUGUGGAAAUGAGACGAGUCAGUUUGGAAUGGAGUCCUCGGGUAAGUGUCAAUACCCCCAAGCGCCGUGUAUCCGAACAUGAAGUUAGCUGGGUCGACUCUCAUGAAAUACACGAUUCGGAUAAGUCUUCGGACUCUGACAGUUGGAAUGAGGUGGAUUCAAGACCUUCGAUUGUGGUUAACAUGGACACGACGACUGGACGAAAAAGAAGCUUUGCACUGGAUAGGCUGGAUGUUGACAUAAAGCAGUAUCUGGAGGAGACACUAGAAGAAAUGGAUCUUGGAACUCAAAUGUCAGGUGCUUCCAAAGAAUGA